Messenger RNA from Caenorhabditis angaria, 401 nucleotides. The record is from the annotation of a GenBank genome assembly. NCBI's taxonomy places the organism in Eukaryota, Metazoa, Nematoda, Chromadorea, Rhabditida, Rhabditidae.
AUGUUAUCGUACCCACAAAUCACUCUUAUCAUAAUCAUUCACAUAUUCAUUGUCCAAAAAUUCAAAUUUAUUUCAAUGGAUGAGAUUUUGGAAAAAAAUGGCUGCCAAGUUCAGGUAAUUUUUCAAGCAUAAUUUUUUUUGUAAAAAAGUCUGAAUUAUCCCAGGAAGUCAAAUGCGAUCAAGAAAAACGUGCUGGAAAUUUGGUAUUUUGCGAGAUUGAUUGUUUGGAAACUGAGAAAAUGAAAGAGAAGGGAAUAUUUCCCGUUGAUCUGGUUUCUGGAGAAUGGAGCAUUUUGUCUUUGAUUCCAAUCUACUUGUUGGUUAAACAGACCAUAGUUAUGCUGAAUUUGAUUGAAAGGGUUUGGAGAGCGAAUCAGCGUAGAAAUCGAGUUCGGGGUUGA